Arabidopsis lyrata subsp. lyrata is the source of this 2859-nucleotide messenger RNA. RefSeq names its product 1-deoxy-D-xylulose-5-phosphate synthase, chloroplastic. Gene Ontology annotation, cellular component: chloroplast. Gene Ontology annotation, biological process: terpenoid biosynthetic process; chlorophyll biosynthetic process. Lineage: Eukaryota; Viridiplantae; Streptophyta; Magnoliopsida; Brassicales; Brassicaceae. The transcript is spliced from 9 exons. Gene Ontology annotation, molecular function: 1-deoxy-D-xylulose-5-phosphate synthase activity. Bases 403 to 2556 code for a protein of 717 amino acids. The record is from RefSeq and is a predicted model, not a curated record.
CCCAACCAAAAUCUCAAGUUCUCUGCGGAUGACGAACCAUCUCAAUAUCUUUCAAGCUUUUCUCAUUUUUUUUUAAUAUCAUCAACACCGUUACAUAAAAUUCAUGAUCCAUGAAGUUAUCUUUCUUGUCUUUUUAUUUCAUCACCCAUUUAAAAAAAAAAAAAAAAAAAAAAAAGUCUACAUCUUUGCUUCUUCAACUCUCCACCACCACCACCAUUGUCACCACCACAUUUUAACACACACUUUCAUUUUUAGUGGAUUCUAAAGUGCGUUUUUAUUCAUUUGUUUCACUGUUUUUGAUAACCUCAAAUUCCCUAAAAUUUUAUUCUCUAUAAAUCAUUAUAUUACUUACUUACAUUCCCAAAGUUUUCAACUUUCUCUUCUGAGGUUCAAAAAGUUGAAAUGGCUUCAUCUGCAUUUGCUUUUCCUUCUUACAUAAUAACCAAAGGAGGAGUUUCAACAGAUUCUUGUAAAUCAACUUCUUUGUCUUCUUCUCGAUCUUUGGUUACAGAUCUUUCAUCUCCAUGUCUCAGACCCAACAACAAUUCCCAUACAAACAGAAGAGCAAAAGUGAAUGCUUCACUUGCAGAGAAGGGUGAAUAUUAUGCAAACAGACCACCAACUCCAUUACUUGACACUAUUAACUACCCAAUUCACAUGAAAAAUCUUUCUGUCAAGGAGCUGAAACAACUUUCUGAUGAGCUGAGAUCAGAUGUGAUCUUUAAUGUGUCGAAAACCGGUGGACAUUUGGGGUCUAGUCUUGGUGUUGUGGAGCUUACUGUGGCUUUGCAUUACAUAUUCAAUACUCCACAGGAUAAGAUUCUUUGGGAUGUUGGUCAUCAGUCUUAUCCUCACAAGAUUCUUACUGGGAGAAGAGGAAAGAUGCCUACAAUGAGGCAAACCAAUGGUCUAUCCGGUUUCACGAAGCGAGGAGAGAGUGAACAUGAUUGCUUUGGUACAGGACACAGUUCAACCACAAUAUCUGCUGGUUUAGGAAUGGCGGUGGGACGGGAUUUGAAGGGGAAGAACAACAAUGUGGUUGCUGUGAUUGGUGAUGGUGCGAUGACGGCAGGGCAGGCUUAUGAAGCCAUGAACAACGCAGGCUAUCUUGACUCUGAUAUGAUUGUGAUUCUUAAUGACAACAAGCAAGUCUCAUUACCUACUGCUACUUUGGAUGGACCAAGUCCACCUGUUGGAGCAUUGAGCAGUGCUCUUAGUCGGUUACAGUCUAACCCGGCUCUCAGAGAGUUGAGAGAAGUCGCAAAGGGUAUGACAAAGCAAAUAGGCGGGCCAAUGCACCAAUUGGCUGCUAAGGUAGAUGAGUAUGCCCGAGGAAUGAUAAGCGGGACUGGAUCGUCGCUGUUUGAAGAACUUGGUCUUUACUAUAUUGGUCCAGUUGAUGGGCACAACAUAGAUGAUUUGGUAGCCAUUCUUAAAGAAGUUAAGAGUACUAGAACCACAGGCCCGGUACUUAUUCAUGUGGUGACGGAGAAAGGUCGCGGUUAUCCUUACGCUGAGAGAGCUGAUGACAAAUACCAUGGUGUUGUGAAAUUCGAUCCAGCGACGGGUAAACAGUUCAAAAGUACUAAUAAGACUCAAUCUUACACAACUUACUUUGCGGAGGCAUUAGUGGCAGAAGCAGAGGUAGACAAAGAUGUGGUUGCGAUUCAUGCAGCCAUGGGAGGUGGGACCGGGUUAAAUCUAUUUCAACGUCGCUUCCCAACAAGAUGUUUCGAUGUCGGGAUAGCGGAACAACACGCAGUUACUUUUGCUGCGGGUUUAGCCUGUGAAGGCCUUAAGCCCUUCUGUGCAAUCUAUUCGUCCUUCAUGCAGCGUGCUUAUGACCAGGUUGUACAUGAUGUUGAUUUGCAAAAAUUACCGGUGAGAUUUGCGAUGGAUAGAGCAGGACUUGUUGGAGCUGAUGGUCCGACACAUUGUGGAGCUUUUGAUGUGACAUUUAUGGCUUGUCUUCCUAACAUGAUUGUGAUGGCUCCAUCAGAUGAAGCAGAUCUCUUUAACAUGGUUGCAACUGCUGCUGCGAUUGAUGAUCGUCCUUCUUGUUUCCGUUACCCUAGAGGUAAUGGUAUUGGAGUUGCAUUACCUCCCGGAAACAAAGGUGUUCCAGUUGAGAUUGGGAAAGGUAGGAUUUUAAAGGAAGGAGAGAGGGUUGCGCUGUUGGGUUAUGGCUCAGCAGUUCAGAGCUGUUUAGGAGCGGCUGUAAUGCUCGAAGAACGCGGAUUAAACGUAACUGUAGCAGAUGCACGAUUUUGCAAGCCAUUGGACCGUGCUCUCAUUCGCAGCUUAGCUAAGUCGCAUGAGGUUCUGAUCACGGUUGAAGAAGGUUCGAUUGGAGGGUUUGGAUCGCAUGUUGUUCAGUUUCUUGCUCUCGAUGGUCUUCUCGAUGGCAAACUCAAGUGGAGACCAAUGGUACUGCCUGAUCGGUACAUUGAUCACGGUGCACCAGCUGAUCAACUAGCUGAAGCUGGACUCAUGCCAUCUCACAUCGCAGCAACCGCACUUAACUUAAUCGGUGCACCAAGGGAAGCUCUGUUUUGAGAGCAAGAAUCGGUUGGCUAAAACAUAUAUAUACAAACACUCUAAAUGCAACACAAGGUUUCUUCUAAGUACUUGAUGAAAAUUCCCACCGAAAAGUCCGUUGGCAACAGCUAUAUAUUUACUAAGAUGGUGAAGAGAAAGGCAAAGGCAAAGGUUGUGCAAAGAUUAGUAUUAUGAUAAAACUGGUAUUUGUUUUGUAAUUUUUGGUUAGGGGUCUGAUGGAGAUCGAGUUGUACAAUAAUCAUCUAACAUCUUGUAAAAAUAAAUUACAUUUCUUUGUGUAUCUUUCAUACCAUUGUGUGA